UGCGAAGCACGCGCGUCAGCUCAGUGCUUGUAAACUCUGGAUGGACUGGUUUGAAAUGAUCGAAAGUUCGAUACGCUCCCGAACAGUGCUCGCUAGUGAUAUUUUGAAUUGGUGCUUUGAGUGAGUGACGGCGCGGGUCGCGAGCGCUAGACUCUACGAUGCCCCGAAUUGCACUAAAUGGGUAAUUGGUGUGUAGCAAUUUGAACAACCAUGAACUGUAAUAAAACAAUAACGAACUUUUCCACCGUGACGUGACACGAACAUCGACAAAAUGAAAAACAGUGAAGAGUGUUUAGACUGACCGGAGAAUUAUAUGAAAGAAACAGUUGUGAUAUUUAAUGAUCUUAUUUAAAUUAAGUUAUUUGUGAAUAGAAGACUUGUAUAUAUAAAUAAGUGCUAAAGACUCAGUGAGGGCAGAAAUUUUGGAGCUGAAGACUGCGGGUCGGAGCAGACUCGCGUGGAGGCGACCGGCGGCCAUUGCAGGCAUGGGAAUCAAAGUCAUGAUGAAAGCUUUCAGUAAGCCAAAAGACAUCCCAUCGCAGGUGCCCCCGCUGACGCCCGGCACCAACAAGAAGAUGGCCGAGGCGCUGAAGGCUACCUUCGCCUCCUGGGAGAAGGAGCAACUGCGCCUCGGCGUGCCCAAAGAUCCUCGACAAUGGAGCGAAGCAGCAGUAGCGGCCUGGCUGCGCUGGGCGGCGCGCGAGUUUUCGCUGGAGGGCGUGGCGCUGCAGCAGUUUGCGCGCGCGCAGGGCAAGGACAUCUGCGCCAUGGGACGCGAGGAGUUCGUCGCCCGCGCACCUGCCUUCAUGGGAGACAUACUGUGGGAGCAUCUGGAGAUUCUGCAGAAAGAUGUGGAGAAGGAGCGCUCCCUGCUGGCGAACGUGCCUCCGAACAUGUACGAGAGCAACGUCUGCCUACCCGAGCUGCCGGACUAUAUCCCGCCGCCAGCGCACCACUACAACAAUAACAACAACACCGGUGGUUACACGACAGGCGGCCCCCGCGACUCCACGUACGGGUACACGGAAGCGGCGGCGGCGCCGGCGCCCGCGCCGCCGGCCGCGUCCCCCCUGGAGGAGUACUACCAGCCCGAGUACCCCGCGCCGCCCGCGCCGCAGCCCUACCUCGACGAGUACUACCACCACGCGCACCACUCGCAGCCGCUCAUCGCGCACGAACACAAAUACCAGCCACAUGCGUACACCAAGCCUUAUCCUAGAGGUGCAGGCGGGAGGUACGGCGGCGAAGGCUACGGCGAGAGCUACCCGGCGGAGUACGGCGGCACGUGCUCCGAGUGGAGCGAGUGGCCGGGCGAGCAGCACGCGCUCAUCCCGCAGGACAAGCUCGCGUACCCCGCGUCAGGACCUUGCUUCACUGGUUCAGGCCCCAUCCAGCUGUGGCAGUUCCUCCUGGAGCUGCUGACGGACAAGGGCUGCCAGGGCUUCAUCUCGUGGACCGGCGACGGCUGGGAGUUCAAGCUCACCGACCCUGAUGAGGUUGCUAGACGCUGGGGCAUCCGGAAGAACAAGCCCAAGAUGAACUACGAGAAGCUGUCGCGCGGCCUGCGCUACUACUACGACAAGAACAUCAUCCACAAGACCGCUGGCAAGCGCUACGUCUACCGCUUCGUCUGCGACCUGCAGAGCUUGCUCGGAAUCUCACCAGAGCAACUGCACGCGAUGUACGAACCGAAGAUGGAGAAGAAAGACGACGACUGAACGUACACGUCAUCACGCACCGCAGAAACGCACCGCUCUGGCACGCUGCCAUAUUUCAUUAAAAAAAAAACAUUCGGAACUCUAUAUUGUCUAUCAAAUUUUCAAACGUCUCCUAAAUUCAAUAUCUUGUGAUAAGAACGUGUACUACCCAAUUUUCAAAGUUGCAACGAUCAUCACAUUGUUAGAGACUCACUUGCGUACACGACCUUAAGUUCUUUCAAGUCUAUUCAGUUUUGAUCUCAUAACCAGUGGAUUUCACGAGGCUUCGCCGAAGCUUAGCGAACCUAAGUGGUUCAGGGUACUAUUAAUCAUCUAAAAUUUACAUUAUUAUUUAUUAAGUCCCAGAAACCAACGGUGCCUUACUUCAUGACAUUAUUGACUGUUAUUCGAAAUCAUUUCAUUUCCAUUUGUUUGCAUCAAAAGUCAAGUUCGCGACAGUAUUAGAUGCUUCAUCAAUUGUAUUGAAAUUAUAAAUCUGAACGUUUUGGCUUCAACGUUUCUGUCAGCACCUGAAACGAACACGAUUAUGGAUAAUUGAGUACUGAAAUAGUAAAAUUCUGCUAUAAAUUUAAUGGUAACUGUAAAUAUAAGUUAAUUUUGUUAGGUACUUUAUAAAAAUAAUUAGGUAUUAUAUUAUAGUAAGUAUUAAGUGUUGUAUGUUUGAUUCGCAAGUUGUUGCAAUAUGCUGUAAGAAUAAAGCAUAGUUAGAAUCGAAUGGUGAAGAAAGUUUUUUUUAAAUUAUACGAAAAAUAUUUUAAAAAGUCCAAAGAUUGUAAAAUCUGUAUAACUCUAUACCCACCAAUUGGUAACAGUUUGGUAAACUACCAAAGGGCUUACUCUAACCUUCGGCAGGGGGUUUACUAUGGUUUCAAUUCUCUUUUUUGCAAUGCCAUUUCUGACUAGUUUGUACAGACUAUAAUAUUUGAAAGCACCCAAGGGCAAGGGCAUAAAGUCCAUGCGAAUGCUUGAGGGCUCGUCCAGAAGGAAAUUAUUGUCACACCGGGCGACACCGGCGCUGAUCUCGUGGUAACGGAAUGUAACGUCUUACUAGUAAUGAAAUUAAUUAGUUGUAUUAUUUUCAAUUUUUAUAGCUCCUAGCAUACACCGAAGAUAUUUCGUUAAGGUUUAUUUUGUAAAAUAUUUUUCCUCCAUCAAUAUCAUACUUGCCUACGGAUAGGUAUGUGCAAAAUUAAGUAGUUGGACUAUGCCUGUUGAGCGUGUACAGGUUGAUUCACGGAUGCUGGCACGAAUGGAAUGAACGAAACUUUUAUUGUGUGAGUAACACCUGCAUCGGUAUACAGUCGUAACUGUCAAAAGCCACUCUGUUAUUGGCUAAUCUGUCACAAAAAUAUCUAUUUUCAUUCACUCAUUCGUUCCAUUCGUAUCAGCUCUUGCGAAUUGACCCGUAACACACG
Messenger RNA from Leguminivora glycinivorella, 3133 nucleotides. It is a transcript of the gene pnt, whose product is annotated as ETS-like protein pointed. The transcript has 10 exons. Bases 486 to 1718 code for a protein of 410 amino acids. Gene Ontology annotation, biological process: cell differentiation; regulation of transcription by RNA polymerase II. Gene Ontology annotation, cellular component: nucleus. NCBI's taxonomy places the organism in Eukaryota, Metazoa, Arthropoda, Insecta, Lepidoptera, Tortricidae. Gene Ontology annotation, molecular function: DNA-binding transcription factor activity, RNA polymerase II-specific; sequence-specific DNA binding. The record is from RefSeq and is a predicted model, not a curated record.